Dovyalis caffra is the source of this 1350-nucleotide messenger RNA. Lineage: Eukaryota; Viridiplantae; Streptophyta; Magnoliopsida; Malpighiales; Salicaceae. The record is from the annotation of a GenBank genome assembly.
AUGGGGAAGCGUAAGAGUCAGCGUAAAAAUAUAGCUAUGUUGGAUAGUGAUGAUGAUAAUAGCAGCGUCAGUUCAUCAUCAACUGCCCGGUCUGAUCUUUUGUCGGUGUCUGGGACCGAUGAGGUUCAAGUUGAUAGAGAUAGUUUGCUAGAACAAGCUCUAGAUGCUUUGUAUGAGAAGAGGGGUUCGACAAGAGAGAAAGCUUUGGCAGCAAUUAUUGAGGCUUUCAAUACCAACUUGCAGCAUCAAUUUGUUGAGAAAAAAUUUGCUACUUUACUACAUCAGUGUCUUAACUCCAUUAAAAAGGGUUCUAGCAAAGAGAUUGCCCUAGCAUGUCAUGCCAUUGGAUUAUUGGCUCUGACUGUUGGUUAUGGGGAUAAUGCACAUGAAAUAUUGGAAGAAUCAGUUACUUCUAUCUCCCAAGCUCUUAAAUCUCGGUCUGACUCCUUGAAGAUGGUGUCGUUGCUGGAGUGUUUGGCUGUUGUGACGUUUGUUGGUGCAACUGAAACUGAUGAAACAGAACGAUCAAUGCAAAUCAUGUGGCAAUUGCUUCAUCCUAAACUAGGUUCUAAUGUAGUUGCUGUCAAACUUCCUGCAGUUGUAAUAACAGCAGUGGUGUCUGCUUGGGCAUUUCUCUUGACGAACAUGGAUGGAUGUUGCCUUAACUCCAAAGAUUGGCAAGAGUCCAUUUCUUAUUUCUCUACUCUGCUAGAUAAGGAUGACAGAUCUGUACGUAUCUCUGCUGGUGAAGCACUAGCUUUAAUUUUUGAGAUAGGAAGUAUAGAAAAGUUUGCUGCUGAAAAUAAAAAAACUCCUGAUGGUUCAGUUCCAGAAGGAAAUAAAUCUCACGAAGGAUAUACACAUAUACAUAUACUAGGACUGAAAUCAAAAAUCCUAAAUCAAGUGAGAACCCUUUCUGCUGAAGCUGGUGGAAAAGGUUCUGCUAAGAAGGAUCUUAACAGCCAGAGGAACUUGUUCAAGGAUGUUUUGGAGUUUCUGGAGGAUGGCUAUGCUCCUGAUAUCUCAAUGAAGAUUGGUGGAGACUUGCUACAAACGUCAACAUGGUCGGAGCUUAUACAGCUGAACUUCUUGAAGCAUUUUCUUGGUGGUGGGUUUGUUAAGCACAUGCAGGAUAACGAAUUCCUUCAUGAUGUCUUUGGGUUCACGCCAAAGAGAAAGCAUCUCCUAGGUGUUGAACAUCAAAUGUCAAGCGGUGAAAAGAGGAUGUUCCGGUCUCCAAACUCAGUCUUUAACAAAGCCAGGACCCAGUUUCUGAACAAGCAGCGUAUGCUAUCUAAGGAUAGAAACGUUGGGCAUUUUGCUGUUGGCAUGGGCGAUGAAGAAAUGUGA